AUGUCUGGCUACCCCGACCGCACCACGCCCAAGUGGGUGGCGGCGGAUUCGGCCGGCCGCAGCGCCACCCGCUGCAUUCCGCUGGAUGGCUGCGUCGAAGAACUCCGCUCCUCCCAGGACGAGGUGAUGAUGGGGAUCGACGAGGCGGGCCGCGGACCGACGCUCGGCCCGAUGGUGUACGGCUCCGCGUACUGCCGCGUGGCCGACCUGGACAAGCUCAAGGCGAUGGGCUUCGCCGACUCGAAGACCCUCACCGAGGCCAAGCGCGAGGCGCUGUGGGCCGACCUGCGCGCCUCCGGCUUCCUCGGCUGGCGCAUUCGCGUGCUGCACGCGCAGGAGAUCGCGGCGGGGAUGCUGCGGCGGCCGAGCCCGUACAACCUGAACGCGAUGUCGCACGACGCGGCCAUCGGGCUCGUGCGUGAGGUCAUCGAGCUCGGCGUCAACCUCCGCCACCUGUACGUCGACACGCGCAAGCUCGAGGGAAUCUUCCCGUCGCUCUCCAUCACGGUGGCCAAAAAGGCUGACUCGAUCUUCCCGGUGCCGCGCGACGCGAUCCUCGCCGGCUGGCGCUUCGAGCACCCGAGCUUGGGCGACGGCCACGAAGGGCGGCGGCGGCGGCGGCGCCAGGGCAGUGGACACGUCCAGGACGUGCCCCUAGGCGACGACUACUCGUGGGGGUGCGGCUAUCCGGGCGACAAGGAGACGGAGCUCUUUCUCGGCAAGCGCAAGCGCGCGCCGGCGCGGCGGCACAAGCUCUACCACGACGCUGGGCUCGAGCCAGUGGCGGCGUGGACUGCUGCAAGGCGCGAAAUGUCUGAGCUGCAGCAGGAGUUCGUUCGUGUCUGUGGGGAGGGCGCCUCCCCCCGGGUGGUCGAGGAGGGCUGGGCCGCGGCGCCCGCGUCGUUUGGCGCUCAGUUUGCGGCUGUCGCAUACCUGACGGGCCUGCGGCUGGGCGAGCCGACACCCGUCGAGCGGCUGGUCCGGAAUGCGGGGAUCAGCGUCAAGGACUUUUUCGGCAGCGUAGAGGAGCAGCACCUGCGGCUGCACCCCGGCGAGCCGAUUCCGGAGGCGCUGCGGCGGCUCAAGGAGCACUACAUGGCCGCCACGGUCGCGUGGAAAAAGUACGACCAGCUCUUCGCCACCCUCUUCCCCUCUGGCUUUGUCGGCGCCGCCACCGCCGACCAAACGACGAGCGACGACUCAAAGCAGCUUGGCUGGUGCGCUUUCCUCGUCGCAAAGUGCCUCGUCUUCGGCGCCAGCGGCGGCGGGAACGUCCUCGACGUGUACCACCUCCUCGUCUGCGUCAUCGAGCUGCUCCUGUCCCACCUCCCACUCGACGCCCGCGGCGGCGCAAUCUGGCAGUCGCUCGGCGCCCUCGUGCCAAAGGAGCACUACCCGAUGCCGGCGCCAGCGCGCGCCGCGCUGCACGCGGAGCUGAAGGCGGAUCCGGACCGGAUCUACAAGCUGGACUCGGCCGUCGCCAAGGUCUCGGCCGACCUGCGCGCCACCCUCGGGCUGCAGCAGGCUGCCGGCGGCCCGAGCAGCGCGCCCGGCCUGCUGCGCGACGCCGCCAGCCUGCGCAAGGCGCGCGAGGCAGUCGACGCGCGCUACGCCAAGCUCGUCGUCGAGACGAAGCAGCCGCUUGACGACCGCGCGCUCUCGAGCAUCGCGUCGCUGCCGAGCGCGUCGGCUGCGGGCGGCGCGAUGCCGCGCGGCGUCACAUCGCCUUGCCGCAGCAGCUCGGCGGCGUGCGCGCGGUCGGGCAACGCGGUGCUGAUGACGCCGCUGCGCGACCCGAACCCGCCCUCGUCGCCCGCGCACAGCCACCUGAUGGCGACGCCGAUGUCGGGCCAGCUGGAGUGCGUCGGUUGGCUGCGCGCGGCCGUGCGCGGGGUCCCGGCGGAGGAGGCGUCUGAGGCGCUCGCCGGGUACUUUGCGCACUGCAGCGCCUCGCCCGCCGAGGCCAUCGAGCAGCGGCUGGACGGGCUUUGCGACAAGCUGCGCGCGGCGGCGGGCGAGUAUGAGGCGGAGGAGAUCGACGAGCAGUGCGUGCUCGGGCGCCGGCUCUACCACAAGAUGCUGCUCGCCUUCCUCGAGUCGGAGGAGAGGCGGCUGCAGCACGGGCACUUUGUCGAGACGCUGCUGUCGCAGGGCAUCUUCCACUCCUCACUCUUCGCCUGCUGCAUGGAGUGCGUGUUCGCCUCCUACUGCAUGCAGUCCUCGGUCUUCCCGCAGAUCAUGCACACCCUCGAUCUCUCGCCCUUCGACCUGUACAAGGUGAUCGACCCCUUCGUCAAGCACGAGCCCAGCCUGCCGCAGUACCUGCGCGUCCACUUCCGCGAGGUGGAGGUCAAGAUCCUCGAGCACAUGGCGUGGGCGCUCGAGUCGCCGCUCCACGCGCAGCUGCGCGAGUACGACGCGCUGCUUGCGUCGCCGGAAGCGGCGGGCGGCGAGUCGCGCGCCGCCACCGCGCUGGAGCAGUUUCUGAAGAAGGUCAAGUAUCUCGCGGCCAGCCGAGUGAACGACCUGUGCCUCCGGCUGCUGCUGCGCAAGGAGCUGGUGGCGCAGAUCUGGGAGUGCAUCAAGGUGGUGGUGGAGGGGCCCGCGCGGCACCUGAUGAGGGGCCGCCACCUCGACCAAAUCAUCAUGUGCACCAUCUACGGUGUGUGCAAGGUCAACAAGCGGCAGGAGGAGGCGCCAAAGACGUUCCGAGACAUCAUCGAGCAGUACAAGCGGCAGGACAAGGCGGCGGCCAAGGUGUUCCGCGAGGACCACCUGCUGCGCAUCCUCGACGCGUCGCGCAAGCAGCAGCGCUCGCCCUGCUCCACGCUCCAGUCCACUGCCGAGUCCGAGAUCCGGCCGCCGAGCGGCGUGCUCGCGUCGCCACAGCGCGUCCUUGGCGACAGAGACGUCUUCGUGUCGCACCCGCGCACGCCAGUGGCGGCGAUGACGCCACGGACGCGCACGCUCUACGCGUUUGGCGACUCGCCGUCCGGGGGCCUCUUGCGCAUCAACCACCAGCUCGCCUCCCAGCCGAGAGACGGGUCCGACGCCGCGAACGCGCUGAGGGCCUUGUCGACCACGCCGUCGCACGGCGCCGCCAGCGCCGCGAUGCCAGCCCCUGCGGCGGUGCCGGCGCCGGUCGAGCGCAAGCGGAGCCACGAGGGCGGGAUGUCGAAAAAGCAGCUCCAGCGGCGGCUCGCCGACGACGGCGCGGCGAUCCCUGUCGACCGCUCAUCGAGCCAUGGCUCCUCCUCAGGGUGACGAGACGCGGUGUUGGGCCGAGGGCGGAGGCCCUCGAGUGGUGGAGGCCCUCCUCCUGAGGCCCUCGCUAGCCUGCGCACGGGCCACGGCCAGGACCCACAACGCACAAGAACGGCAUGUGUUCAAACUCACAAUGUGCGUUGACUGUGUUAUAUGUGGGGCAGCACACAGGUCUCCGGCUGAUCUUGUGUUCGCGUACGUACACCAUUUUUUGAGCCGUUCGUUCUUAACGUCUCU
Molecule: messenger RNA, 3501 nt
Organism: Emiliania huxleyi CCMP1516
Lineage: Eukaryota; Haptophyta; Isochrysidales; Noelaerhabdaceae
Exons: 10
Coding region: 1-3264 (1087 amino acids)
Biological process (GO): regulation of transcription by RNA polymerase II; negative regulation of G1/S transition of mitotic cell cycle; cell differentiation
Cellular component (GO): nucleus; transcription regulator complex; chromatin
Molecular function (GO): RNA-DNA hybrid ribonuclease activity; RNA polymerase II transcription regulatory region sequence-specific DNA binding
Source: RefSeq, a predicted model, not a curated record